Messenger RNA from Drosophila hydei, 1286 nucleotides. RefSeq names its product endonuclease III-like protein 1 (gene Nthl1). Lineage: Eukaryota; Metazoa; Arthropoda; Insecta; Diptera; Drosophilidae. Gene Ontology annotation, cellular component: nucleus. Gene Ontology annotation, molecular function: oxidized pyrimidine nucleobase lesion DNA N-glycosylase activity; 4 iron, 4 sulfur cluster binding; DNA binding. Gene Ontology annotation, biological process: nucleotide-excision repair; base-excision repair; base-excision repair, AP site formation. Bases 19 to 1086 code for a protein of 355 amino acids. The record is from RefSeq and is a predicted model, not a curated record. The transcript is spliced from 4 exons.
UGUAUUUCGUAAAGUUGCAUGAAAUAUUUAUACAAAAGUGGCAUUAGAGCCAUGGCAAGCAAAAACUCAACCCUGUCAAGCAAAUUGGCGAAGCAAGUUAAGCCAGAGAAACCAACUGUGAAGUCGGAAUUAUGGGACAUUGAGGAAUUGCCAAGCGUUGCUGCUAAAGGUGGCUCACGUUACUUUUCACCUGUGCAAACACGGAAACAACGACAACUGAAUGCGCUGCCAAAAUCGAAUUUGCCCGCCAAAAAAUCCCGCCUUGCAGAAAUUUCAAAAACCACAAAGAUUCAAAUGGGCACAGCAACCAUUAUAAAAUGUGAAGUAGUACCGGAAAGUGAGAGCACACCAGAUAUGAAAAUAGAACCAGCUGGCGCAGUCAAGACCGAACAAGAGUUUCCAAACCUUAACUGGCUGCAGCAUUUGGAAAAUAUUCGAUUGAUGCGAAACGUAAAGCUUGCACCAGUUGAUACAAUGGGAUGCCAUAAAUGUGCCGAUGCCAGUGCCAACGAAAAGACGCAACGCUUUCAUAUAUUGGUGGGUCUUAUGCUGUCCAGCCAGACGAAAGAUGAAACCACUUUUGAAGCAAUGAAACGCUUGAAGGCUCAGACUCUAACACCUGCGCGCAUAAAGGAUCUGCCUGUCGCUGAGCUGGAGCGUUUACUGCAUCCUGUUAGCUUCUAUAAAAACAAAGCCAAAUACCUAAAGCAAACAUCAGAAAUACUUGUCGACCAGUACAACGAGGACAUUCCGAAUAAUAUCAAGGAACUCUUGAAGCUGCCUGGAGUUGGUCCCAAAAUGGCACACAUCUGCAUGGCCACGGCUUGGCAAGAAAUUACAGGCAUUGGCGUCGAUACACACGUGCAUCGUAUUGCCAAUCGUUUGGCUUGGUUAAAGAAGCCCACCAAGGAGCCGGAACAAACGCGCAUUCAGCUUGAGAGCUGGCUGCCACGUCCACUCUGGGCAGAGGUAAAUCAUUUGCUUGUUGGCUUUGGGCAAACAAUUUGUACGCCUGUUAGGCCCAAUUGCUCAGAGUGUUUAAAUAACAAUAUCUGCCCAGCUGCCAUGUUGCCCAAGAAGAAGUAGGGAAGCUAAAGCGAAAGAUGAAAUAUUUUAAAGUCCUCAGCGAAGCUUAUUGAAUUAAAAUGUAUACUAAGCAUAACUUUAAUCGUAGUAGGAUCUGCUAAGCAAAAUAUUCGAGGACUUGCUUCAAAAACUUAAGUUUGUCUUAGAAUUAAUGAAAGCAAACUGAAAUAGAAUUUAAAAUAAGAGUACAGUAAAAUGGA